Molecule: messenger RNA, 2255 nt
Organism: Cajanus cajan (pigeon pea)
Lineage: Eukaryota; Viridiplantae; Streptophyta; Magnoliopsida; Fabales; Fabaceae
Biological process (GO): SCF-dependent proteasomal ubiquitin-dependent protein catabolic process
Cellular component (GO): SCF ubiquitin ligase complex
Molecular function (GO): protein binding
Source: RefSeq, a predicted model, not a curated record
UCGGAUGUAGGCUCGGUUACGUACCACGUCCCCACCCACUACUUUUGUUUUCUCGCACUCACUACCAGCUAUUCAACUUCACCUGUAACUGCAACACGGCCCACUCGGUGAUCGCUUCUCUUCUCCCAAUCCAACUCAUCGUCGAUCAUCUCAGGGAUGAAGUUGGUUGCAUAUGUUCGUUUUUGGUUAUUGAAUGAAUUAUGCUAGUGUUCUGCUGCAAGUAUAUUAACAUACAUUGGUUACGAGAAUAUCUUGGAUGGGGGGAGCGUGUUCUAGGAAGCAAGAGCAGGACAAUGAAGAUGGUCUUACCAGGGGACUAUCACGAAGAUAUUGCAAAUGUGGGAGUUUGAAAUGGUGGACAUCCUCUUUUUCUUAUCCAUCUGUAGAUUUUCGCAUACAAAAAGGAGAAUGUCCAUCUCUGUUGGACUUGUGCGUCCAGAAAAUAACUGAGGAUAUUGAAAAAUAUGACACAUUUUCUGUGCUGCCACGGGAUAUAAGUCAGCUAAUUUUUAAUAAUUUGGUUUACUCCCGAAGUCUAACCAGUGCUUCCCUAGAAGCUUUUCGAGAUUGUGCUCUCCAGGAUCUUUACUUGGGAGAAUAUGAUGAUGUUAAUGAUAAUUGGAUGGGUGUCAUCGCAUCCCAGGGUUCAUCUUUACUUUCUGUAGACCUUUCUGGGUCUGAUGUCACUGAUUUUGGGCUGACAUACCUUAAAGAUUGUGAAAGUCUCAUGUCCUUAAAUCUAAAUCACUGUGACCAAAUUUCAGAUCGUGGACUAGAGUGUAUCAGUGGUCUGUCAAACUUGACAAGUUUGAGUUUUAGAAGAAAUGAUUCAAUUUCUGCUCAAGGAAUGAGUACCUUUUCCGGUCUUGUUAACUUGGUCAAGUUGGAUUUGGAGAGAUGUCCUGGGAUUCAUGGAGGCCUUGUUCAUCUUCAAGGUUUGACCAAGUUGGAAUCUCUCAAUUUAAAGUGGUGUAAUUGCAUUACAGAUUAUGAUAUGAAACCUCUUUCAGGGCUUGCAAGCUUGAAAAGUCUAGAGAUUUCUUCCAGUAAAGUCACUGAUUUUGGCAUCAGUUUUCUAAAAGGGUUACUGAAGCUUGCCCUAUUAAAUUUGGAAGGGUGCUUUGUAACAGCUGCUUGCUUGAAUUCUCUUGCAGAGCUUCCUGCACUGUCAAACUUGAAUCUUAGUAGAUGUAAUCUCUCUGACAAUGGAUGCAAAAAAUUUUCACGACUGGAAAAUUUGAAAGUAUUAAACUUGGGAUUUAAUGUCAUAACAGAUACGUGUUUAUUUCAUUUGAAAGGUUUGACACGUUUGGAGAGUUUGAACCUUGAUUCAUGUAAGAUUGGUGAUGAAGGACUGGUCAAUUUGGCUGGCCAUAAGCAAUUGAAAUGCUUGGAAUUGUCUGAUACAGAAGUUGGAAGCAAUGGACUACACCAUUUAUCAGGAUUGUCUAGCCUGCAGAAAAUAAAUCUGUCAUUUACCAUGGUUAGUGAUAGUGGUUUGACAAAAUUAUGCGGACUCUCGUCGUUGAAGUCACUUAAUUUGGAUGCUUACCAAAUUACUGAUACUGGAUUGGCAAAUCUUACAAGUUUGACUGGCCUCAUUGACCUGGAUUUGUUUGGUGCACGAAUCACAGAUAUUGGGACAAACCAUUUGAAAAAAUUUAAGGACCUGAAGUCUUUGGAAAUAUGCGGUGGAAGUUUGACUGAUGCUGGAGUGAAGAAUAUCAGAGAGCUUUCUUCUCUAGUGUGCUUAAAUUUAUCGCAGAACAGCAACCUUACAGACAAAACCCUGGAGUUAAUUUCUGGGCUGACUGGGUUGAUUUCUCUGAAUGUUUCAAAUUCUCGUAUCACCAGUGCUGGACUGCAGCAUUUGAAAACACUGAAGAACUUGAGAUCUCUGACAUUGGAGUCCUGUAAGGUGACAGCAAAUGACAUCAAGAAACUGAAAUCGGUAUACCUCCCGAAUCUGCUAAGCUUUCGGCCAGGGUAGUUAAUUUGGUAUUCUGAUCUGUGUAUAUAUGUCAGAAGAAUGGAAAGACAACCACUUAAGUGUACAUAGGCUAUAAUAAUGGCUUUAUGGAAGGUGUGACUCUACUUUUGGUGCCAAGCUUUCUUUUGUUUUGUUAUCAUUGUAUAUGAUGAAAAAGAAUGAUGCCACGGCGUGUUUUAGUAUUUAAGGUGAAAAAUUGGAAAAUGAACUUUUUAUCGAGCAGAUCUUAAUAGAUUAAUAAUUAACUUAUUUGACACGUUUGAAA